AUUUAACUGGCCACCCUGGUCGCAAUUUUUUGGCACGUCACAGCCGCGUCAUCAUGUCUCCGUGUCUGCUUUUAUCGCUUGGGAAUUAAUUUAUUCGACAAUCAUACCUUAUCGAAACGUUUUUAUGUGGACUGUAAAGUAAAGGUUGUCCCAAAAUUAUUUUUAACAUGGAAUUAUUACAGCAAGUGUCGAAUACGCAGUUUCUGUUUCCUGCGGCAGCUGUAGCGGUUGUUUUAGUAUGCGCUGCGCUUGUAUUUAUAUUCGGGUUCCACACGGCGGAACAGCCGCAAUUCGAUAAACUGCCUCUUGUUGUCGAUGACAGGAAAUCUUCAAACAAGAAGAGGAAAACAAAGGAGAAGAAAUCUUCUCCAAAUCGUACAUCUAAUGAAGAUACCAAACCGAAGUCUGAAAGCACUAAAAAAUCUCCAGCAAAGGAGAAAAAAGAAGAGAAAGUAAAAGAAGUGGAAAAACCUAAGCCUAAAGAAAAGGUAGAGAAUAAGGUUGUAAAGAAGGAAGUGGUAUCAGAGGCAAAAAAAUCUAAGAAAGGGAAAGGGACAAUUGAGAUUGAGAAACCAGCUGACUUUGAUGAAGGAAUUUGGGAGGAGGUUCCUAAAAAGAGUGAUAAGAAAAAAGUAAAGUCGGAGGAAAAAGAGAAGAAAGAAAGUCCAAUAAAGAAAAAUAAAAAGAAGGUUAAGGAAGCAGAUGUUGAAGCUGCUCAGCCAGUUGAGGAUGUCGAGCAAGUUGAAUCUUUUAAAAUUCUGAGUGCUGAAGGCCCUGAUGUAGAUGACGAUGUUGCUAAAGCUUUGCAGGCUCAAGUAGAGGAGGUAGAACGAGUCCUUAGAGAGGCAGAACGUCGUAACCAAGCACAAAAUGGGGCAGCUGAAGAGGAUGAUGUGCCAGAAAAUGAAUUGACUGAAGUAAAAGAUCUCAGAAGCAACAAGAAAAAAGAAAACAAGGAAAAACAAAACAAGAAAAAGGCAAAUGAGGUUGCUGCAGUCGCUAAGAACAUGAAACAGGAGGAAAAUGAAAAUUUGGAAUCUUCUGAUAAGCAAGAAGAUAAACCAAGUGGUCCAGUGUUUGAUGAGCUUGGAGAUACUUGGACAGAUGCUAAAGUAUCUAAAAAGAGUAAAAAGAAACCCCGCAAAGACCAGUGAGGUGCCAACAGGGUUAAGCCGGGUGUCCUCCCUAGUGCUAGCUCAAUGCUUCACAUCACCCAUAAAACUACAAAUCCUGGUUUUUAUUUUUCAUAAAAUUUAUGUGACAUACUUAAAAUGUUUUUUAUCUUAUUUAUUAUUGAAAAUCCUUACUUUAUAAAGAAUUGAACUAUCAAAUUAAUGUUAAUUGAAUGAUAAUGUGAAUGUGACUUUUCAAACUGUAGUUUUAUAUGGUGUGAAUUUAUAUUAAGUUAUAAUUAUGUAACUGUUCUUACACAUUCAGAUUAAUUACGUCCAUGUUUUAGUUUCAUAUUUUAUGUUAUGACUUGUUUUUUUCAUAAUAAUUUAACUAUUUGUUUUCACUGAAGCAUAAUACAAAUUGUUUUAUACAUUUUUAAAGAGUCAUUAUAUUUUUAUGAGAGAAAUCUUUCGGAAUCUGCAAUAUUUUUGGUGUUACUACUUUAAUGUGACUCAAUUUGAAGCAAUGUCUAAAGGAUUUCUAAGUUUUCAAGUGAAAUAUGGUGUAAAAAGUAACAGUUUUGUAGAUCUUUAGAUUUAGCAUUUACGUAGAUAAUAAUUUUUAACCUUUCAAUAUAACAUUUAAAAUCCUGGUGCUUAUAGCGGUAAGUGUCUUGACUCCAUUCCAUUUUUGUAUAUUUCUUUUUCUAAUAAUCAUGAAACGAAUUUUUCCUAUGAAUUAAAUUCAUUACUAUUUUGUAAUAAAGUACUAACAUAUAAUUAUAAUUUAAAGAAAAAAAAAAAAUAUAUGUAACAUUUAUUAGUGCAAAUAAAUAGACCAAUAUGUUUUUAUAAAUUCCUUGAAAUAAUAUACAAUUUUUUCCACCUUAGAAGCAUAUUUCGGAUUUUCCGUCCAUAUUCCAACAGCUUUAUUCUUGCAGUGUUGACACAAUACCUGUAUUAUCUAUAAUUUGUUAUUGUGAAGUCAUUGUAGCUCUUAAUACGUAGCGACACAUCAAUGAUUGUAUUGCAGAUUCCUGUUUUGUAUAUUAGAUUUAAGCAUAAUGUUAAGAAUAGUAAUUACAAUGGAACAUCUUUUUUACCUGUCUGAAGAAUAUACUUAAUUUAUUUUAAAUGAUCAAAAUUUGGAUAAAUUCACGUUUAAGCCUCUAUUAUAUUAUUAUUUAUCUCGUUUUAAAACUGUCUGUUACCUACUGUAAUUAUUUCGAUUUACCAUUUAUAACUGUUAAAGGCUUAAAUACCUGUGUUUUCUGUGACCUACAAUGAUCUUGACCUCGGAUUGUCUAAUGUUAUUUAUUGUUUUUGGUUUCGCGUUCUUUAUCUUGUGAUAUCAGUUUGUGUCAGAGGGUAAUUUGUAGGAAACUGUUUGUUGCAAUAAGUAACUUAAGUAAGAUUUAUUAUUGUAACAGUGAAAUUCCGUUGAGUGCACUUACGGAAUUUAACCACUAAUUUUUAUUGUUAAUUAAUUAUAUGUAUUGCUAUAGGUAAAUUUAAAAUAGGGAAUUUAUUUGAAGAGGUUUAUUUUCAGUUGUUUGUAUUUCUUUAAAAUUGUGCUCAGUUAUUUAUUUCUAGACAUUUGUAUUUAGGGCCUAAAUUUUUCUUUUAGUUAAAGAAAUUCUUCAUUCAAUUGGUUGGUCGUUAGAAAAGUUAGAUUAAUUAUACUGUCGACUUUGUAUUCGCAGACUAUACGAUUCAGUUAGAGAGUUUUGUCGUACUAUCACUGUUGUCUAUAGUGGGAUGUUGUCUAUAGGCUCUAAAAUGUAAUGAAUGCGUAAUAUAAAUAUUUUUUUAAAAUCAAUAAAGAGUGAUAUUAAUAA
Molecule: messenger RNA, 2950 nt
Organism: Melitaea cinxia (Glanville fritillary)
Lineage: Eukaryota; Metazoa; Arthropoda; Insecta; Lepidoptera; Nymphalidae
Exons: 5
Coding region: 168-1154 (328 amino acids)
Source: RefSeq, a predicted model, not a curated record